Messenger RNA from Nilaparvata lugens (brown planthopper), 614 nucleotides. Its product is annotated as neuroligin-3-like. NCBI's taxonomy places the organism in Eukaryota, Metazoa, Arthropoda, Insecta, Hemiptera, Delphacidae. The transcript has 2 exons. The coding region runs from base 74 to 409 and encodes 111 amino acids. The record is from RefSeq and is a predicted model, not a curated record.
AUCUCCUUGCUGGAACUCGUGUUGGAAUUGGUGAAAAUCUAUUUAGGUGUUGGCCCGCAAUGGUGGAUAGCAGAUGAUUGAGAUGAUAACGUCUGCGGGUUACAAUCUGUACCUGUUCCAUCGAGCUAUAAUGAGCAGUGGUUCAGCUCUGAACCCGUGGGCUCUGGCAAAAGCAGUUCCUAUCAAGACACAACAGAUAGCAGCCUCUCUCAACUGCACAACUCAACACUCCUACGAAAUGGUACAGUGUCUCAGAACCAAGAAAGCUGAUGAUAUUGUUGCGCAAGUUACCCAGUUCUUGAUCAAAUACUGGUACACCAAAAUAGUAAGAUAUGCAUUACACUGUCCGUACUAUAGUAUUCAUGAUAGUCCAGUCAACCGUUCCUUGACUGGUAGAGGAGAAUAUUAAUUUGAAUUAGUAACUAGAAUUUAACUAGAAUCAUUAAUAAUAUAGUCCGAAUGUAUUCAAUUGUUGGACACACAAAGGUCAUUAAAUUAUCUUUCAAGUGACAUACCUUUAAGAGCGUAUAUCUCGGUAAGUAUGUGAGAUCUGAAUAAUGCCCGGUUCCUCAGUUGUUCCAUAAACUAUUUAUCCAUUCAAUAACUUUAUUGAU